AUGGCUCCUGCUAUCCUCCAGCUCCCCGACUCCUCCAGAGUCCUAAAGCAGACCCCUACACUAGCCGCCGUAACAGAGAAAUAUGACAGUUCUCUCCGAUUUUAUCUCAACGGAUCAAAGGUUGUGCUGGAAAAUGCCGAUCCUGAGGUCACCUUGUUGGAAUAUCUUAGGGGCAUCGGGCUGACGGGGACCAAACUGGGAUGCGCAGAGGGCGGGUGCGGUGCUUGUACAGUGGUGAUCUCGCAACUGAACCCCACGACCAAGCAAAUAUACCAUGCAUCCGUCAACGCCUGCCUAUCACCGCUUGUCAGUGUGGAUGGGAAACAUGUCAUCACAGUGGAGGGGAUUGGAGAUGUGAAAAGCCCGCAUGCCGUUCAACAAAGAAUCGCUGUGGCGAAUGGUAGCCAGUGUGGGUUUUGUACGCCGGGUAUUGUCAUGAGUUUAUAUGCUCUGCUACGUAAUGACCCCGCUCCGUCGGAACAUGCAAUCGAAGAAGCAUUCGAUGGCAAUCUUUGUCGGUGUACUGGAUACCGCUCCAUCCUCGACGCCGCCCAGUCAUUUUCUUGUAGGAAAGCAAGUGCCAACGGCGGGCCAGGUUGUUGCAUGGAAAAGAAACAAUCGGGAGGUUGUUGUAUGGAUAAGGAUAAGGCGUCAACAAAUGGUGAGAUCAGUAAUGACGACAGUGUCGCAAUCGAGAAGUCCUUCGAUGCGCCGGAUUUCAUCCCCUAUAAACCCGAUACUGAGUUGAUUUUCCCUCCGUCGUUACAAAAGUAUGAGUUUAAACCGUUGGCCUUUGGAAACAAGAAAAAACGCUGGUACCGUCCUGUCACCGUGCAGCAGUUAUUGGAGAUCAAGGACGCUUGUCCAUCUGCCAAGAUUAUUGGGGGGAGCACGGAGACACAGAUUGAGGUCAAGUUCAAGGCCAUGCAAUAUGUCGACUCAGUAUAUGUUGGCGAUAUUCCAGAGUUGAAACAGUACGUUUUCAAGGACGAUUGCUUGGAAUUGGGUGCGAAUGUCACCUUGACGGAUUUGGAGGCUAUUUGCGAUGAAGCGGUUAAGAGAUAUGGACAAAAUAAGGGCCAGGUGUUUGCUGCAAUCAAGAAACAAAUCAAGUACUUUGCUGGAAGGCAGAUUCGCAAUGUUGCCUCGCCAGCAGGAAAUAUCACAACUGCUUCACCGAUAUCCGACCUAAAUCCAGUUUUCGUUGCAACUGACACGGUCCUAGUUGCAAAAUCUCUAGAGGGAGAUACGGAGAUUCCGAUGGGAGAAUUUUUCAAGGGAUAUCGAGCUACGGCUUUGGCAGCCAACUCUAUCGUUGCAUCGUUGCGGAUCCCCGUAGGCCAGGAAUCUCGGGAAUAUCUCCGGGCGUACAAGCAGGCAAAAAGAAAGGAUGAUGAUAUCGCCAUUGUCAAUGCUGCUUUGCGGGUCUCGCUCUCGGAUUCAAAUAUCGUGACAAGUGCGAACCUAGUAUACGGCGGCAUGGCCCCAACCACCGUCCCUGCUAGGCAAGCACAAACUUUCCUUGUCGGAAAGGACUGGGCUGAUCCCGCCACACUUGAAGGUGUAAUGAAUGCUUUGGAAAUGGAUUUUGAUCUUCCAUCCUCAGUUCCGGGUGGGAUGCCAACAUACAGGAAAACUCUUGCGCUGGGGUUCUUCUAUCGGUUUUACCACGAUGUGCUCUCCAGUAUCCAGGGGAACACCACCACGGUCGACAACGAAGCGGUCCCAGAAAUCGAACGAGAAAUAUCCUCUGGUCAGAAAGAUCAUGCAGCUACCAAGUCAUAUGAAAAGCGCAUUUUGGGAAAGGAGGUACCCCAUGUCGCUGCUCUGAAGCAGACUACAGGUCAAGCCCAAUACACAGAUGACAUCCCCCCUCAGCACAACGAACUCUACGGGUGCCUUGUCCUUUCCACAAAGCCUCGGGCAAAAUUAUUAAGCGUCGAUUUCAGCCCUGCUUUGGAUAUCUCAGGUGUAAUCGACUACGUCGAUCACACCAGCCUGCCGAACCCAGAAGCAAAUUGGUGGGGCCAUCCAAGAGCUGAUGAGGUAUUUUUUGCCGUCGAUGAGGUUUUCACAGCUGGUCAGCCCAUUGGGAUGGUUCUUGCUACGUCCGCACGAUUGGCCGAAGCGGGUUCACGAGCUGUCAAGGUUGAGUAUGAAGAGUUACCUGCCAUUCUGACCAUUGAGCAAGCGAUUGAAGCAAACUCGUUUUAUGACCAUCAUAAUCCUUAUAUUAAGCGUGGUGACACAGAGGCUGCCUUCGCCACAGCGGAUCAUGUUUUCACUGGCGUCUCAAGAAUGGGCGGGCAGGAGCAUUUCUAUCUUGAGACCCAGGCGUGCGUGGCUAUUCCCAAGCCAGAGGAUGGGGAGAUGGAGAUUUGGAGUAGUACGCAAAACCCUAACGAAACGCAAGAGUAUGUGGCCCAGGUCACUGGGGUUGCAUCUAACAAGGUUGUAUCGAGAGUCAAACGACUUGGCGGUGGGUUCGGAGGGAAAGAAUCUAGAUCGGUUCAGCUGGCUGGUAUCUGCGCAGUGGCUGCCUCCAAAUCUAAGCGCCCCGUUCGUUGCAUGUUGAAUCGUGAUGAGGAUAUUCUGACAUCCGGUCAACGACAUCCGUUUCUCUGCCACUGGAAAGUCGGUGUUUCAAAAGAAGGAAAGCUAUUGGCGCUGGAUGCCGAUGUUUAUGCUAACGCGGGCCAUACCCAAGACCUGUCUGCUGCGGUGGUUGAUCGAUGUUUAUCGCACAUUGAUGGUGUCUAUAACAUUCCUAACGUUCAUGUACGUGGGCAUGUCUGCCGUACAAAUACGGUGUCCAACACUGCAUUCCGCGGCUUCGGUGGACCCCAAGGCCUAUUUUUCGCUGAGACAUACAUGUCAGAGAUCGCGGAUCAUCUGAACAUCCCCGUGGAAAAGCUUCAGGAGAUAAACAUGUACAGUCGAGGGGACAAGACGCAUUUCAAUCAGGUUCUCAAUGCCGAUUGGUACGUGCCUCUCAUGUACCAGCAGGUUCUGGACGAGUCGGAUUAUGCUUCCCGUCGCGCAGCGGUUACGGAAUAUAACCGAACUCACAAAUGGUCCAAAAGAGGCCUUGCUAUUGUUCCAACAAAAUUCGGUAUAUCGUACACUGCCCUAUUCUUGAACCAGGCUGGUGCGUUGGUGCAUUUGUAUAAUGAUGGUAGUGUCCUUGUUGCUCACGGCGGCACCGAAAUGGGCCAAGGCCUGCAUACCAAAAUGGUCAUGAUCGCAGCAGAGGCACUUGGUGUUCCUCAGUCCGACGUCUUCAUCUCUGAAACGGCUACCAACACCGUGGCUAAUGCAUCUCCCACGGCAGCCUCCGCAAGCUCUGACCUCAACGGCUAUGCAGUCUUUAAUGCCUGCGAACAGCUCAACCAGCGCCUCCAACCAUACAGGGAAAAAAUGCCCGACGCGACGAUGAAACAGCUAGUCAAAGCAGCGUAUCUUGACAGAGUAAAUCUCACUGCAAACGGUUUCUACAAGACGCCCGACAUAGGCUAUACGUGGGGCGAGAACAAGGGCCUGAUGUUCUACUACUUCACCCAAGGAGUUACGGCAGCUGAAGUCCAGAUCGAUACGUUAACAGGCGACUGGACGCCGCUGCGCGCAGAUAUAAAAAUGGACGUGGGACGGAGUAUAAACCCAGCUAUCGACUACGGACAGAUCGAAGGUGCCUUCAUCCAAGGCCAGGGCCUCUUCACGACAGAAGAGAGCCUCUGGCACCGGGCCUCGGGCCAGAUUUUCACCCGUGGACCGGGCACGUAUAAAAUCCCCGGCUUCAGAGACAUACCGCAGGUGUUCAAUGUGAGUUUGCUCAAGGAUGUGCAAUGGGAGAAUCUCCGGACCAUCCAGCGAUCCAGGGGGGUUGGCGAACCGCCGCUUUUCAUGGGUAGUGCUGUCUUCUUCGCGAUACGGGAUGCGCUGAAGGCGGCACGGAAACAAUGGGGGGUUGACGAGUGCAGUAUCCAUACCAUAGUCGUCCAUACUACUCCGUACGGGUUUGCACUCUGCAACCAAGCCCGCCCGGUCUUUAUCGCUAGGGGCGAUAGGGAUGUGUGCGACCAGUUGGGGUAUACGAUUCACACCAAGCAGGGGUAUCCACCUGAAUAUUUUCCACCAGGGCGCGUCCCAUACACCAUUAAGGGCAAGCAGUACAACCUUGCAAAUCAACUCCUCUAUUUUCCUAUUCUCACCUGCGUGAGGGCAUCUAUCUUUGCUUUCAUCCUCAGUCUGAGAGGCCUUCUCAAGUACGUCGUACUAACGCUUCGUAUCUUGUUCGUUGUCAACCUUUGCGCGGGGAUCGCUAUCUUCCUUGCCAAUCUAUUCCAGUGCAGACCUGUACAGUAUGCUUGGGAUUCGGAGGAAAUGGAUCGUAAUGCUCAGCAAGCUGCUGGGGCUGAUGAAAAUGGGAUGAAAGAUGGAAAGCUGGUCAAGGGGGGAACUUGUCUCCCGCAGAGAGGCUUUUUUCUAACAAUGGCACUGAUUACAAUAAUCCUGGAUGCCUGGCUUUUGUCUAUUCCAUCAGCUAUCGUAUGGGGGAUAAACAUGACAAGGAGGCAGAAAUUUAUGGUUGUGAUUGUAUUGAGCAUUGGAGCUGUUGUGACAGCCUUUUCAAUCGUACGCGCUGUAAUAGUCGUUGAGAACUUUUCCAAAACCCCCAGGGAACAAAUAUACGAUACCAAAUACACAUACGCCAACAUAGAAACAAACUGUGCAAUCUGGUCCGCAGCAACCCCAGCAUUAAAAUCGCUUAUUGCACGACUAUUUCCCCGAUGGUGGGAAACACGGAGGACACCAUAUCCCACGUCCUCUAACCAGCUACCACACGCCUCAAGUCUUCAAACCUCAACCACCCCGCUCGCAGGCAGCUGGAAAGGAUCUCAAGUUGCAUCCAGCAAUGAUCCCCAGUCCCACCCACUGGACUCCCUACCUCCAUUAAGGCGCAGCGACGACAGCGAGGCAGAGCUGCGGCGCUUCGAGUACGACACGAAGGUUUCGACCUUGUUCCGCACGGGACAAAACUAUAUAUAUUCCUGA
Molecule: messenger RNA, 5052 nt
Organism: Blastomyces dermatitidis ER-3
Lineage: Eukaryota; Fungi; Ascomycota; Eurotiomycetes; Onygenales; Ajellomycetaceae
Product: xanthine dehydrogenase HxA
Exons: 8
Coding region: 1-5052 (1683 amino acids)
Molecular function (GO): 2 iron, 2 sulfur cluster binding; iron ion binding; molybdopterin cofactor binding
Source: RefSeq, a predicted model, not a curated record